AUGCAGAUCACCGUUGGCCGGCCAACCGGCUGCUCGACUGGGCGGUGGGCACAUGCCACAUCCGGAAAAUUCCUCUACAUAAAUAUCCUGCUCGUGUUGCUGCACAAUGCCCUCACCGUGGGUGGACUGCGUAAGGGCCGGCUGGUGCUUCCGAGCUCCUACACCGCCCUCGGAGACGAUCUGGACGUGCAGUUGCACGCGGAUCCGCUCGAAUUGGCCACGGUUGAACGGUUAAAGUUGCAGAUCGCGCGCCAUCUACCGGCCGGUGGUGGAACUGUCGCCACCACGCUGGACAUCCGCGUGGACGUCAACCACAACGUGACGCAGAUCAAGGUGCCGUGCCAUCACUUCUUGCACGGUGGCCACUACGAGCUGGUUGUGCUGGAAGACAACGCUAGUCAGGCGCAGCUGGGCCAACAAAUGGAUGAACGACUGCGACAACCGCUGGAAGUGAGCUGGCCCUCGGUUCGGUUGGAUAUUACGCCGAAUCGUACCGAUACCUACCCUGAAGGGCUCGUCCAAGGUCUGCUGGAGUUCGCGGACGUACGCUGUCAACUGCCCACGCACGGUGUCGACUCACUCGACCUGCCCGAGCUCUGGUUGGAGUUGUUCUACUGUGGAAAAUCGGUGGAAUCCUGCAGUCACGGUAACACCUCGGAGCCGUUCUCGCGAGCGCAGGUCCUCUACACGGAGCAGGUGCGUGGACUGCCACGCAACCGCACGAUCGCGUUCCGGUGCGAUCUGUUCGGAUUGGCUGGGUUUUACGGGUUACAUCUGAAACCUGGAACCGGCCGACCUGUCGAUCCUACCAUGGCCGCUAUAUUGCAGGCUCGAGCGCUGCUACAAGCGGACUGGAGCAAGCAGUACGUCUUCACCGUGCACACGAGGAGCAUCUUUCCGUGCGAUCCACAUGGACCAGGAAUUCGAGUGUUGUUCCAGUACCCGGUGUGCAUCCUGAACCAAGCCGAUCGCGUGCGAUUGUUCGCAAAGCUGCGCGCUGAUGUCCUGUCACUGGCACCGCCUACUUCGCUGCACUACAUCUCGGAACAGCGCGUCACCAAGGGUCAACAUGCGGCCUACUUCGAGUGUGAUCUGUUUUACGAGAAGUACGUCGAGUACUGCUUCGUGUACGUCAGCCAGGCGAUAUCCGGUGCCGUUGCGGACAUCCGCAUGGACUGCGUGCCGACGCUUCCGGUGUCAGCUUCCGAUUCCGGUGGUUGGGGUCCUUGGAGCAACUGGACGCACUGUUCGACAACCUGCCGGGGUGGCAUAAGGAAUCGCUAUCGAUUUUGUGACUCGCCACCGCCCCGAUACGGCGCCAAGUUCUGUGAGGGACCUUCGGUGCAGACGGAACGCUGCGGUCUGGACACUUCCGGUGACUCUUGGGAGUGCAUGUUUAGUCCGGCGAUCGGUGGCAUCAACCUGCCACUAGAAAUCGAAGACGUUAACACGGAAAUCGGCCCCGGAUGCCGUUGCGGGUGCGUCAUUCACAUGGGAAUGGUCAAACCAAAGCGGCUGCUCGGUUCGUCCUCGUACAGCUGUCCCGAUCGAAGCCUGUGGCUGAUCAAGGGUGACGAUGGCUGCCGUUUGCGGAUGUCGAUCGAUUUCCACAAGUUUCCCUGCGACGGGCAGUGGCUUAAAAUACGCGACGGUGAUUCCGUGGCGGAUGAACUACUGCUGCAGUUCGAUCGUGCCACCGAGACCACUAACACUGUGGCAGAGGCGACCGGAAACAUGCUGCUGGUGGAGUUCUUCUCGCGGAAAACCGACCAAUACGACGAGGCGUGCAAUGCGGGCUUCUUGGGUCAAGCGGAGCAAAUCAAAGUAAUUUCGCCCACCCUGCAACCCAUCGGCAACAGCACGUCGAUCGCGAGCAAAGUCAUCAUGCCGAUCGUGCAAAGCCUGCAGAGCUACGCCAGCUUCACGAUCGCGCACAUUUGCGCGCUGGUGUUCAUCUGCGUGAUCGUGCUCGUUAGCUUUCUGCUCGUGGUGCAGUACAUCUUCCGGUACCGGAAGUACGAGCUGGCCACGAGCCGGAUGGAGGCAGCUGAUUCACCCGCGCAUACGCUUUUCGGGUCCAACCAAUCGCUGGGACCGUCAGCACCCAUUCAACCAAGAUCCCGUGCUGUAUCGACGACGACGCUCAUCUCGGAGAUAGUCUCGUACGUGAAGUUGCGACCACGAGCGACCACCUCCAUCCGGCAUGAGCGAUUUCGUGAAAGCGUUGAGUACGCGCUUGAGUCAACCCAUAGCCGAUCUGAUGCGGUGCCUUCUGAUGGUAGCACUGAGGUCAUCAUGGAGCUGCAGGAUCGCCCGACGGAUACCGAGGACCGGCUCGAGGAUGGCGAGGACGAAACGCCACUUCAGAGUCUGAACGAUCUCAACAACCCGCGUGAGGAUCGAACGCCACCGAAAGGCAAAAGGACGUCACCGGUGGAGGCGCACGAUUCCGACGAUGAACGGUCGACGACGGUGAGUUCGGCCUAUUCGUCGUUGAACCGUGAAAAAACGCCCCUCGUGGCGGGCCAAGGCACAAAAGCCAUCAUUGACGUCCUGCGAGGUGACCAACUCGUCAAAAGCGCCACUUGUUUGAUGACGACGUCCAGCACCAGCACGGCCACGCUCACGAACGUGAGCCCCUCGGACGUGGAAUGCUGCUCUCCACCGGAACCAGGCGUUAGGAGUCCGUUGGCACGGCGCAACACCGGCACCUCGGUUCGGGCUCGAAAUGCGAAAGAAAGCAAGGAAAAGCGCAACCUACAGAAGCUGCUGGCCGGGUCGGAUUACUCACUUGGUGCGCCCUCCGAGCAGGACAUGGAGCUGGACUAUUACGACUACAAUGUGAUCAAUGCGGGUGCAGCUCCCGGCUCGUAUCUCGGCAUGGAUCCGGCCUUUCUCGUGUGGAUUCCCCCGCUUGAUGAUGGGCUGGAAGAGGAGCGAGAACGUGAUGACUGCGGUGAGGAGGAUGAGGACGACGAGCUGGCAGGGUUGGCGAAUCGAGGUGCCCGGGAGGACCUUGGGCUUGAGACCCGCAGCGUCAGCGUGACACCGAGCGAGGAACUCAUCCGGCAGCUGGCGGAACAGAAGCGCAACGAUUACGUCAUCGUUUCCAAUAGCAUCUCCAAGAGUGACGUCUGUUCGGAAAGCGACGGUCAAUCGGUCGAUGUGCGGAUCCCGUCCGAGCGGCGGAGAAGAAAGCUUCACGAGUUGAUACUGGUUCGACGAAACAGUGGGAGAGGUGAAGGUAGUGGUGGUGGUGGUAAUGCGGGGGACUCCGGUUCCGCGUCGUCCGCGCGGAAAAGCUCCUCCGACGAAUCGACGGAGGAACGCGAAAAGGAAACAUCCUUCACGAAGUCACCGGUGGACAAUAAGCAGAUCAGUGACUUCUACGAGAUGGCCGAUAUCGCCUUCGCGGACGAUGAAGCCGACGAGGAAGAUGAGGACGAGGUGGAGGAGGAGGCGGAGAAGGAGGCAGGUGAAGAUCCGAUCGGAGGUUUCUGUGACGAUCGUCCUAAGGGUGGAACGAUCCUUGCGGCAGGAAUCGCGAAGCAAGAUCCUCACAGUGACAGGAAGGAGGGAAACAAGUAUCAAACCGUGAUCGGAGACGCACUGAGAAGGGACGGCGAAAGGGUCUAA
Molecule: messenger RNA, 3636 nt
Organism: Anopheles nili
Lineage: Eukaryota; Metazoa; Arthropoda; Insecta; Diptera; Culicidae
Gene: gogo
Exons: 7
Coding region: 1-3636 (1211 amino acids)
Cellular component (GO): cell periphery
Source: RefSeq, a predicted model, not a curated record